ACACGGCUGCGACCCGAUCGCCGGAGGAGCGAUCCAAGGCCAUCGGCGGUGACGACGUUCAGGACGAGGAGAGACACGCCAAGAAGAUGAGGACCACUCUGGAAGGCGACGACGGCGACGAGGAGGAGUUGGAGAUCUCGUCUCCGCUCCGCGAGCCCUACCUCCCCAAGGAGGUAGACAUGCGCGCCAACCCGCAUAUCCUCGCCGCCUAUAAGCUCGCCCGAGACAAAUUCCAUGAUAAACGAGGUUAUCUCUCUCUUCCUCCCCCGUCUCCCAUCCUUGUGCUCUUGCACUUACUUUCUAAGAGAAAGAGAUCCUUCUCAUCUUGCUGCCGAUCGCGAGGAGAAGCUGCUCCCCAUGCGCCUAUCAUCACGCUUCGGAUCGUCGCCCGUCCUCAUCCCUGAAUCCGGGAGGAAGGCCGUGCUCUCCACCGCCGGAUCCAUCAUCCGCCUCUCCUCCUCUCUCGGUGGCGAUCCGCUGGCACAGUCCGCCGGUUUCUGGAUCGACUGGGACGAGGGGAGCAAAACCGGCAUUGUCUUAACGACCGCGCAUCUGAUCCGCGCCAACAAGCCGCUGGCCAAAGACUACUGGGCGAAAAAAGACCGGUACCAGUAUCAUCCCGGUGCUCAAGUUACUGCUCACUUGCUCGACGACACCACCACGGAGGGCCGUCUGCUCUAUCACCAGGAGCAUUACGACCUUGCUUUCUUUAAGAUUGCAAUGGAUCAGAGUGUUCAAGUAGCCUCUUUCGCUGACACGUUCAACAGCGGCCAGCAGGCUUUGCGGCUCGGAAGAGAUGGAAAUUUGAUUUUAAGGAUAACUCUUGGCAAGAUGAUGCAAGGUGACUUCGUGUAUUUUUGCGAGGCGGAGACACGGAGAGAGAGUGCACGGAAUGGACCGGGAUAUACUUCAUACGCAUCAGUUCCCAAGUCUGAGUUACAUUCCGACGAUGGAGGAGAGCCGGUCAUUGACUUUGAUGGAAAGGUUGUGGGGAUGAUCAAUGAUUGUCAACGUGGGUCCUUUGUUCCUUUUUUCAUUUUGAAUAGGUGCAUGGAACUCUGGAGGAAUUUCGGGUGCAUCCCUCGGCCCCACCUUGGAUUGCAGUUUAAGGCCAUCAAGUUUCUAGAUCCCUCUCAUGUUGAGUACAUAUGGCGCAAGCUAAAAAUUGAUGAAGGUCUUCUUGUUGAAGAGGUGUCAAUGGGAUCUCAUGCUGAAAAAGUUGGAAUCCGAGUAGGUGAUAUUAUUGGCAGCAUUGAUGGAGAACGUAUUUCUACCAGAAUUGAGCUUUUUAUCUCAUCACAAAUGGAGAAGGGUUUUCACCCCCUGUAUCACCUGACCAAGAUUAGUCAGAUUCGGAUUCGGACAAGUCACUUCGUUGUGCUUGCAAUAAUUCAUGUGAGGGUUUAUGUCUUCAAAGUAUUUAUUUGUAAAAUGGAGGGAUAACAUCUAGAAUAAGACCAGAUUGUUUAGCCAAGUCCUAUAUUUCAAGGUCUUACGCAUGCCUAGAUAUUUAGGGGAGCUGAGACAAGAGUUUCAGUACUAAGAGGGGGAAUUAUGAUGUUGUGUUUGUGUGUGCUGCUAACCUCACCGCUCCUAGAAGAGGUUAUCAUGGCACUUGUGUUGUAUGUAACCAAACAACAACACUUUGCAUCUCGGUAGAACAUGAUGCAGGCGACAAACAUAGGUGCCUAUGUUGCUGCUCGGACUGGCUAGAGGGGAUGCAGGCAAACAAACUAUGUGUAAAACAUGGUUUUUGACUUGCCACAGAUGCAAAGUGCCAAAAAUAACAAAACAUUCCUUACUUGUACUCAUCGGGUCUAUCCGCCUAAUACUGGAAAGAAAGAGAUUUUGGAGCAAGGAAAGGAAAGAAGAGGGGGGAAAGGGAGUGACCUCGCUCAGAAGUGAUGGGCGAAGAGGUUAUAGCUCAGGCAACUUCAAAUUGAAUUGCAAAAAUGUCUUGUAUUAGAAACAUUUGUACUCCCUCUGAUCCAUAUUGCAUG
Molecule: messenger RNA, 2000 nt
Organism: Triticum dicoccoides
Lineage: Eukaryota; Viridiplantae; Streptophyta; Magnoliopsida; Poales; Poaceae
Product: putative serine protease HhoA
Exons: 8
Coding region: 235-1443 (402 amino acids)
Molecular function (GO): protein binding
Source: RefSeq, a predicted model, not a curated record